AAAAAAAAAAAAUAAUGGCAUUCAGUGCAGCGAAACAAUGCAAAUCAAUAAUAAUGCAGCGCAGCAUGUACAGCCACUUGUCCAUUCGGAAUAUGGCUUCAACGACAACACCAAAGAUGGCGGCGGCAUCAGUGGCUGCUGCCGCUGCUAGCGGUGCAAUGCAGCAACAAGGGGGGAGGAUGAAGAGGAUAGGCGCAAUAUACGGACCAAUGUGGGCGGUGAUCGGAAUAAUGGGAGGAUUAGUCGGAACGGCAUGCUGCAUUGGGAUACACACCGCCAAACAACAGCUAUUCCAUUCACCGUCUGUUCAGGUUACCAAAAAGAGAAGGGAGUGCGUUCCCGAGGUUGACACUCCUGAAGCUGUUAUCCGUUCAGCCGACAAGUUCGAGAACAAAUCAUUCCUAAGGAAGGUCGCUCACAUUCAGGACAACCGUAACCGUGCAGUUCAUCCCGAUCCAUACGCUCGGUCUCGGGAGGCUGAAACCUUACACUCGGUGGGCGUUCGCACUUAAGCAUGUGGAAUUGAGUAAUUCAAAUGUUUGUAUAUAAUAAUAGCAGCUUAUAUAUAUUAGUAAAAUAAAUGGUUAGAUUUUAGAAGCUAACCUCUGUUACCCCUGUUUUAAAUGUUUGUUUUUUUUGGUUUGGAUUAUGCAUUGUAAUUUGUAUUUGUGCCCCUCUGCUUAGUUCAAUGCCUAUAGCAGCAGUAGUGAGGUGCUUAACUGUAUAUUUGUUUACUACAAUAAUAAAGUUUGUUUAAUUAGUAUUUAUUAACUGUCGCUAAUGGCUUCUUACUUCUUAUAUGCAAAGAGGUGAAGUGUUUCGACUUGU
This is a messenger RNA of Erythranthe guttata (spotted monkey flower), 828 nucleotides long. RefSeq lists its product as hypothetical. The record is from RefSeq and is a predicted model, not a curated record. NCBI's taxonomy places the organism in Eukaryota, Viridiplantae, Streptophyta, Magnoliopsida, Lamiales, Phrymaceae.